Molecule: messenger RNA, 863 nt
Organism: Colossoma macropomum (tambaqui)
Lineage: Eukaryota; Metazoa; Chordata; Actinopteri; Characiformes; Serrasalmidae
Gene: ube2v1
Product: ubiquitin-conjugating enzyme E2 variant 1
Exons: 4
Coding region: 40-483 (147 amino acids)
Biological process (GO): protein K63-linked ubiquitination; DNA damage tolerance
Cellular component (GO): nucleus
Source: RefSeq, a predicted model, not a curated record
GUCUACGGAGCGUGCGCGCUCCCGCUGCUCAGCGACAAGAUGGCGGCGGCCGCCGGAUCAGGCGUCAAAGUUCCUCGCAACUUCCGGCUGUUGGAAGAGCUGGAAGAAGGCCAGAAAGGCGUUGGUGAUGGCACAGUGAGUUGGGGUCUGGAGGACGAUGAGGACAUGACGCUCACACGCUGGAGAGGCAUGAUCAUCGGACCGCCGAGAACAAUCUACGAGAACAGGAUGUACAGCCUGAGGGUGGAAUGUGGACCUAAGUACCCUGAGACGCCUCCUUUCGUCCGAUUUGUGACCAAGAUCAACUUAAAUGGUGUGCAUAACUCAAAUGGCGUGGUUGACAUGCGGGCAGUGUCCUCCCUGGCCAAGUGGCAGAACUCCUACAGCAUCCGCGUGGUUCUGCAGGAGCUCCGACGGCUCAUGAUGUGCAAGGAGAACAUGAAACUGCCCCAGCCUCCGGAGGGACAAAUCUACAGCAACUGAGCGCUGAGCUCACUCCUUCAUCUCCCUCUCAUCCCUCGAUUCUCUUCCAUUCAGUACAUGCGCACACGCACACACAUGCACAUCAGUACACCUACAGAUAGACAGCAUAUUCCUCUUCUUUUCCAAGACUCUUGAAAAGUCCCCUCUCUUAUGUACCAGGCCCCUCCCCCUUUUCGCUGCAGCAGCCAAUGAGCACUCCCCUCCCCGGGAGCUCCCAUUGCACAGAAUAUGUGGGUGCAGGGGUGCGCGCCCCGGGCAGCCAUGCAGACCAGACGAUACGAUACAAAAUACUGUACAUCUUACUAAUCUUCUUUUUUAAAAUCUUUAUUUGUUAUACAUGCAGAUUGUACAAAUAACAUAAAUGAUCUUAUUGAGUGUAA